AGAAUAUAGCUAAAAUCGAUCUAAAUUGAGUGAAGUAUGACUCGUACUAUGAGGCCUUUCAUCUCCUUUCGGAGAGUCCAAUAUUUUGAGUGGAAACUAGGGAUCAAGGUUCAAAGUUCAUCCAGUGAAAUCAGCAAUAGAGAAAUGGCCUCAAAGUUUGAUUCCGACCAGGAUUCUGGACUACAUGAAGCAUGUGGAGUGUUUGGUUGUGUGGCUACCGGGGAAUGGCCCACACAGUUAGAUGUGGCAAAUAUCAUCCAACUGGGACUUGUUGGUCUUCAACAUAGGGGUCAGGAGAGUGCAGGUAUUGUGACCAGUCAGGGUGAUAGCAAGUACCAGUUUCGUACCCACAAAGGAAUGGGAUAUGUCGGCCAAAUAUUUCAAGAUGAACACAUUAUAAGAAAGUUGAAAGGCAACCUUGGGAUAGGUCAUAAUAGAUACUCCACAGCAGGUAACUCAGAACUUACAAACUGUCAGCCGUUUGUGGUAGAAACACUCCAUGGUCUAAUUGCUGUGGCACACAAUGGGGAACUGGUCAACGCAAAUUCAUUAAAACAAAAGGUGCUAAAACAUGGUGUUGGAUUAUCCACAGGAUCUGAUAGUGAACUUAUAACACAGCUUCUGGCCCUCACCCCUCCAGAUGGUGAACCCAAUGGUCCGGACUGGCCAGCCAGAAUCCAACAGUUAAUGAAAGAGACUUAUACAGCAUAUUCCCUCCUAGUCAUGUAUAAAGACACCAUAUAUGCCUUACGGGAUCCCUAUGGUAACAGACCCAUGUGCCUUGGAAAGGUUAUGUCAGCGGGACCAAUUAGUUCAGAAAACAAGCAUAAUAGUGAAGAUGUGGAUAUAGAAGGUUGGGCUGUUUCUUCAGAGUCAUGUUCCUUUCAAGCAAUAGGAGCUGAAUAUUAUAGAGAAGUCUUACCAGGAGAAAUAGUACAGUUAACGAGGCAUGGUGUCAAGUCCAUAUGUAUUGUCCCUAGGCCUACAGAAAGCCCAUCAGCAUUUUGUAUAUUCGAAUAUGUCUAUUUUGCCAGACCUGAUAGUAUCCUUGAAGGACAGAUGGUGUAUACUGUGAGACAGAGAUGUGGUAAACAACUAGCUUUAGAGGCCCCAGUUGAGGCUGAUAUUGUCAGUACAGUGCCCGAGUCAGCCACUCCUGCAGCUCUAGGGUUUGCCCAGCAGGCUGGGAUUCCCUAUGUCGAGGUGCUUUGUAAGAACAGGUACAUCGGAAGGACAUUCAUUCAACCAACCAAGAGACUUCGGCAACUAGGGGUGGCUAAGAAGUUUGGGGCAUUGACAGAGAACUUUAAAGGCAAGCGUAUUGUAAUAGUGGAUGACUCUAUAGUACGUGGUAACACAAUGGGACCUAUUGUAAGGCUAUUGAAAAGCGCAGGCGCUAAAGAGGUUCAUAUUAGAAUAGCCUCACCUCCGAUUAAACACCCCUGCUAUAUGGGAAUCAACAUUCCAACCAAAGAUGAACUCAUAGCAAACAAGCUAUCAGCUGACAAACUUGCUCAUUACUUAGGGGCCAACAGUGUUGUAUAUCUGACAGUGGAUGGCUUAGAGAAGGCCACUAAACAAGGUAUCGAGAAGAAAUCAGAGAAGAAAGUUGGACAUUGUGUGGCCUGUUUGACAGGAGAAUAUCCAGUUAAAUUAGAUUGAUUUAUAACAAUUAAGAGUCAUGAGGAUAUGAAAGUGCUACGGAAAAAUGCCUUUUUACAGAGAAUCUCAAAUUCCAGAAGGAAGGGUUUUGUGUUCCAUUUUACAUUUUAUUAAUGCACAUAUGUGGCCAUAUUAGAAUUUGUGCAGCCACUGCAAAGUUUUCAUACCAUUCUACUCAACUAUAUGGUACAUUUUUUUUCAUUUUUUUUUUUUGUAUUUUAUACCACUACCUGGUAUGUGUUUUUGUCUCAUCUUUUUGUGAUGAAAGUGAUCACAUUCUACUGUAGAUUCAAAUCACAUCAAACAUUGUGACAUUUUGACAACUAUCUCUUCAUGUGACUUUUUGUAUACAUUGAGAUCAUUAUGUCUAUUCAGCUUUUAUAAACACUAUUUUUCAAAUGUAUUGUGUUCAGGUCUGUUUGUGAGUAUGUUUUGCCAAUGUUAUUCUGAUUUAGGCUUUAGGCUAGUAUACACCACUUUAAUACAGACUAUAUGCUUCAUAUUCAUUUUGAUCUCGCUUAUAUAUAAUAUUAACAUAUUACAUAUGUCAAUGGCUUACAUAAUAAUUUCCAGAUUUGAUGUUCCUCUUACAAACAUAUUUUUGUAUUCAUCUGGUAUGUGCACAGUUUUUUUAAAUGUAAUUACCUAUGUGUGUAAAGGGAGAGCAAGCAUACUAUCCCUUUAAAUUGUGUCAACAAUGUUCAUAUCUUAAAGUCACUUAUGCUACAAAUGAAAACAUAUAUAUAUAUAAAAGACAAUGUAAUUGUUGCAUGCUCUUUGAUACAGCUGAGAUUCACGUAAAAUGCUUAUUAUUGCUAUUUGUUCAUAUAAUGAGCCAUUUUUCAUUGAACACUUUAGUAGUAUUGAAGUCCAAGAAUGUCUGAAACAAGUGAAGAACUUGAACUGUAGUAGUAUUGAAUGCUUUAAGCUUGUAAAACAAGUCUUGAUUUAUUAGAUAUCCAUUUAUAUAAAACUUACUUUUUUGUAAAAAUAGUGGCGUUUAAAUAAUCACAUAUAACACUUCCAUAUCAAAACAGAUCUCAAGUUUAGAAGUCAGUGUUCAGUUCAAUUUGAAGAACAAAUAAUGGGCAGCCGCAUUUGUAGAUUCAAACUUAAAUGUAACACUUGAAAA
Owenia fusiformis is the source of this 2794-nucleotide messenger RNA. Lineage: Eukaryota; Metazoa; Annelida; Polychaeta; Sabellida; Oweniidae. The record is from the annotation of a GenBank genome assembly.